AUGGGCCUCAACAACCACUACCGCUCCGUUUCCACCAACGACGAAUCCUUCCCACUCUCGGAAAAGAGUCAACCAAGAGCAGGCUGGGGUAAACAGUCCAUCUGUCUUUCUAUCGCGACCGGCACGCUGUUCAUUGCCAUCAUCGUCGCCAUCUUUUCUCUGAUUUCUUCUGUAUUUGUCUCCAACACCAACACCACAAAAUCCGAUGCCCUCUCCGCCUCGACCACCAGCGCAGCCGCAGUUGCCGCUAGCACCUCCGCUGUCGCAGUCACUCCUCCAGUCGACGACUCGAUAAAAUCCGCUGAGGGUUCCGACGGCUCGACUCAAAAAGCAGAAAUCGAUCACUGCGGCUUUUCCCCCGAAGAGGCAAGAGAACGUGGCUGCAUCUUUGACGUGAUGAUGCAACUCUGGACUCCCGCAGCCUGUUUCGAUGAAACCCUCUCGAAUCGCUUCCUGGAGGUCGGCAACUGGACCUGGUACGCUGAUCCAUCUGCCAGUCACAUCUACACGUUGGAGGAAAUGAGAAAGGGCGAACACGAUGCGGUCUAUGUCGCUCAAGAUUACCAUGUCACUCACUGCAUCUACGCCUGGGAGAAAUUGGUCCGGUCUAUGAGGAAUCAACAACCCCUCAUCACCGAGUUGAUCUCUUAUGACCAUGUCAUCCACUGCAGACAUAAAACCCUCCAGAGAACCGACGGAGGCGAUUCCAUCCGUGGUGUCCGUGCUCCUACCGGAUAUACACAGUGCGCACCAUACGACACCUGGAAGGACCAUCUCCCUCCUAAUGAGCACUCUUCAACAGACUGA
Messenger RNA from Fonsecaea nubica, 807 nucleotides. RefSeq lists its product as hypothetical. The transcript has a single exon. The record is from RefSeq and is a predicted model, not a curated record. NCBI's taxonomy places the organism in Eukaryota, Fungi, Ascomycota, Eurotiomycetes, Chaetothyriales, Herpotrichiellaceae. The coding region runs from base 1 to 807 and encodes 268 amino acids.